Messenger RNA from Cryptomeria japonica (Japanese cedar), 603 nucleotides. RefSeq names its product probable 2' cyclic ADP-D-ribose synthase BdTIR. Gene Ontology annotation, biological process: signal transduction. The transcript is spliced from 2 exons. Lineage: Eukaryota; Viridiplantae; Streptophyta; Pinopsida; Cupressales; Cupressaceae. Bases 1 to 603 code for a protein of 200 amino acids. The record is from RefSeq and is a predicted model, not a curated record.
AUGGGAAACAACCAAUCCUCUGUGCGUUGUUCGUGGUUUCCCACCUCAACUGGAUAUGACGCAUUUAUCAACCACAGAGGAGCAGAUGUGAAGGAAAGCGUAGGCAGCCUCAUUUUUCAUAAUCUCCAAAACAAGGGAUUCAAUGUCUUUUUUGAUAAGAACUCAAUCCAAGUUGGGGAUAGCAUACCUCUAUCAAUAGAAGAAGCGAUUCAGUCAGCAUGUGUUCAUAUUGUCAUUUUUUCGCCUAAUUAUGCAGAGUCAGUUUGGUGCUUGAAGGAGCUCCAGCUCGUCCUCAAAACAGGGGCUCCCAUCAUUCCAGUCUUCUGUGGAAUUCGGCCUUCCGAGCUUCGAAUGAAGAGCGAAGAGGGUGUGUAUGCUCGGGCCUUUCAUAAGCACAGUGGAAUGUUUGAGAGCCAUUUAGUUGAGGAAUGGAAGAAGGCCCUUUCUGAGGUUUCAUAUAUCAAGGGCUAUAUUUUUGAGGGAGAUCAGGGACAGCUGCUGGAGCAAAUUGCAAAGAGUGUAAAACAGUUUAUUGAUAGAGCGAAAUACCGAGCAAAGCAGGGCACUGCGGAAAUGAGACGAGGAAAUUGCGUUCUGCCUUAA